Lingula anatina is the source of this 1447-nucleotide messenger RNA. RefSeq lists its product as uncharacterized. The record is from RefSeq and is a predicted model, not a curated record. NCBI's taxonomy places the organism in Eukaryota, Metazoa, Brachiopoda, Lingulata, Lingulida, Lingulidae.
UAGUGUAUAUUACCUUGACGCAAGUUUAUCAAAGUUCAAGUUAUUGGGUCGAACCAUGAACAUGACACGAGAGUGCAAGAGCAUUAAGAGAUUGGACAUUUGGAGAUCGUUAAAGGAUGUGUUCCUUUUACGAGGAGGCUUCAAUAUACUUCACAAAAUAAACAGAGAAACAGAGGAGACUGUUUUACCUGAAGUGCUUUCGCUACCUGGCCUCGGCACGAUUUCAAUUAAGAGCUUAAGCAGAGCGCCCAUCAAUAUGUCGUUUCUCCUGAAGUCUGCUCUUAUAUUUCUUGUUUUAAGCAACCUUUUAAAUGUUAUUGCGGUGGCUACAAUAGGAUGGGGCAAGGUUACGGGUAAGAUAGAGCGAUGGCAAGGUCUUUGGGAGUAUUGCGACUACACUGGAAUCAAGAAUACGAAGAGCGACUGUUUUUAUAAUGGUAACCGUCCUUGGAGUGAGGUCCAGGCAGGUUAUUUUUGGGCAACGCAGUGGACAGUGGCACUCGGGUCAGCCGCCAUGGUCAUUUCCCUACUGAUUCUUAUUCUGCGCAUGUUUGUGGAAGCUUUCAAAAAUAAAAUGUCGAAAGCAUUGUGGAUAUCCUUGUGUUUUGCUGGAGAUCUAUUGCUGGUCGUUGGCGUUGUGUCAUUUGGAGUCAACUUCCCGGACUACUACUUUCAAGAACUUCAUUAUUCAUACGGAUUAUGCUGUAUCGCCAUGACAAUGGGUGUUUUUGCAGGCAUAUUUGGCCUAGUUGACAAUUUUGACGUCACACGUUGACAUCGGCCUGACCUUGCAAUGGUGAUCGUUUCCAGCAGCGAGGGGAAUGCCAUUAGUGAAAAUUCAGUAGAGCUGAGAAGGAAUAUGUACCCAACUACAUACACAGGAGUAUCUUCUGUUGUAGGAGCGAAAUGAAUGAGGAAAGGAGCUCUUAGGCAGAAAAUGAUUGCGGUUGUUGCGUUAGCGUACUGAUGAAGCGAGUGUGUCAACCGACGGUGCUGAGUUUGUUUUUAAAGGAGCGAAAAUAUAACAAAGUAUGAAGCAUUGCAUCAAAAGAUCAUUUCCUCUGUACUAGGCUGUAACUUUGUCUCACCUAACGAUUAAAACAAACAAGGUACACAUCCACAGUGUAGUUUUUCAGUGCCCCGAAUCUCCGGGGAAAUAAGGAGCAUAACGUGAAUCCACUGCACGGAUUGUGCAAGAUAUAGUUAGCGGACUUACAGUGUAACUGCAACUGUUAAUAUAUUUCUGAUAUCAUGGUAACCUUUUAACGUGUCUGCACAUUCUCUGCAUAAUGAUUUUCUACUGAUAGAAAGACAUCCAGACUUCUCUGUCUUCUAUUGUUUUCCAAAAAUGUUUUUGUCAAAUGUUCUAAACCCAUUGAGUGAUGUGUGUUCUCGAGAUAAAACGAUUUUCCCGUAAGUGCUUUGUAUCACUUCAAAAGAAUUUACA